Molecule: messenger RNA, 2335 nt
Organism: Pseudogymnoascus destructans
Lineage: Eukaryota; Fungi; Ascomycota; Leotiomycetes; Thelebolales; Thelebolaceae
Exons: 2
Coding region: 45-1832 (595 amino acids)
Biological process (GO): protein catabolic process in the vacuole; cellular response to glucose starvation
Source: RefSeq, a predicted model, not a curated record
CCCCCCCCCGACUCCGAGGCAGCCCACGCUCCACACACGCGACUAUGGCCGUGGUAUUAUUAGCCGACGAGAAUCGGUAUUUCUCAUCCAGUUCGCUCAAGAGGUCGCAUUCGGGGAAGUUCACAAACUCAUCAUACGCGCCUCUUGCGCCCUCGCCCUCGAAAUCAGACCUACACAGCCAGAUCUCCUACAACACCAACACCGUCUCCUCACCCCUGGCAUCCGCUCCGUCGCCCGCACGGUCGCCACCACCUAUGGUCCACGCCGCUGAUUCCACCACCGAAUCCUUCUCUACUACCGAAUCUUUCCUCUCCACACCCGCGACCAGCAUAUCCUGCGCGGACGACCAGGACGACGAUCAGAUCGUGUUCCCCUCGUAUGACGAGGUAGGAUACUACGAUCAGGACCAGUCUGAAGAUCUGGAGCCACCUGCGAGUCCGCGCGGUAAUGGGGAGUCAUACACCGUCUCGCCCACGUCGAAUACCGCCUCGACCGACGCGUCGCGACCCGAUUCCCCCGAGCUCGUCGAGCAUGCCGAGGAUGACACAGCGAUACGCUCACAGCCGUCGCGGCAUGUGGAUUACUUAUCGCACAAUUGGCGGGAGGAGGAUAUUUGGUUGUCGUGGCAGCAUAUCGUAUCGAAACGAGGCAACUACAGCAACAGCGCGAGGUUAGAAAACGCGUCUUGGCGGACUUGGAUCAAGAACAAGUACAAGCUCAAGACUGUGUCGCCCGAAACGCUGAAUUGGCUAAAAGACUGCGACGUGACCUGGCUCUACGGCCCCCUCCAAACCGGCUCCAGCAAGCCCUUCAUGCCCUCCACCUCCCCCAUCGGCAGCCGCCGCAUCUCGAAAUCCAACUCCUUCCUCCACAAGAAGCCCAUCCUCAAAAAGCGCACCAUGUCCGAGAUACUGCUCCAGCGCUCUCUCUCCGCCUCCUCCCUCCUCAAACAAGCCGCUGCAGCCGUCCAAGCCCAACAAUCCGGUUCCUCCUUCUCAUCCUCCUCGCACGACCGCCCGUAUAUGGGCCGCGCCAUCUCCGACUACGGCACCUUCGCGCUCGCCUCCCGCCGCCGAAGCCGGGAAAAUACCAGUUUUCUCCCCUCCGUCACGAGCUCGGGAAUCUCAUCCCCCGGCGCGGCGAAGAGGCACAUCCACUUCAACGAGCUGGUGGAGCAGUGCAUCGCGCUCGAGAUGAAGGGGGACGAUGACGACGACGACGACAUGGCGUAUCCCUCCGACGGCCUCGGCGACUGCGACGACAGCGAUUCGGACGACGGUGCAAUAAUGAUGAAGCGCUCGUCGUCGAAACGCAAACUCCCCCCCCUGGCCAAGAAACCCGCCCCGCCCGCCCCGAAUACCGACAUCGAGACAAUCGCCAUGCUCCCCUCCACCACACUCAAGUACCGCGAAGACACCCCCGAACCGCCGGAGUCGGCGCUAAAACACAGUAGUAGCUGGUCGCUUUCCAUCUCUCCGUCACCCUCACAGGAGACGCUCCGCCCUUCAUCCUCCUCUUCAACCGCAACAGCGCGCUCGUCCCCGUUAUCCAUACCUGCAUCGUCAGCACUGGACGAUGACGACGAUUGGCCGCCGCCUCCGCUCCCAGCGCGACGGGAUAGCGUGUCACUCGCCCAAGACCGCUUUGCGGGACUGCAGAUCUCGGAGGAGGCGCAGGGGGGGAUGAGGCGCACGCCGUCGGGGAUGUUUAUGCCGCUCGAGGAGGAUGAGGAUGAUAUUGUGGGGGAGGGGUUGUUUGGGAGGGUGGUGGAGACGGUUAAUACGGCGAGGGAUAUUGCGCAUGUCAUUUGGAAUGUGGGGUGGAGGAGGUAGUUGGGGUGGUGUUUUGUUCUUUCGGCGUGGGGGGCGUGGGGUAGUACCCGUCCUCUGCCCGGGUCUCAGAACUCGAUGAGCACUGUAUGGACAUACUGUUCAUCCCAUUGUUGUCCAGCUACCUCGGGCUCUUAUCCAACAACUUCCGGUCCACAGCACGGGACUUGGCGAAUAUUUGCUUACAAACGGCGUUAUUAUUUAUUGUUUUUCGACGGAAAGGGGAUCAGCAUUGCGUUGCGCGGGGUCGGCCGGUCUGGUAUCAUGUCUGCGUUUUUUGCAUUUUGUUUCCUUUUUCCUUUUUCCUGAACUCUCUCCCGAGACAUGCUGUGGGAUGAUGACGUUCUGUUUUUUGCUUUUUUAACUUCCUUCUUUCCUUCUUUCCUUCUUCUUUUCUGUUACUCUGUAUAUGAACGAUCGGGACUGAAGCGGGAACUUGUGUUAUUAAAAAGUAUUAGACCUCGAUCGAUGUUGGGUUUUUUUGGGUCUUGGUGUUAUGGUGGGGU